Porites evermanni is the source of this 13307-nucleotide messenger RNA. The record is from the annotation of a GenBank genome assembly. Lineage: Eukaryota; Metazoa; Cnidaria; Anthozoa; Scleractinia; Poritidae.
UCAGGAUCAAAAUGGCGGGCGCAGGUAAUGGCAAAAAAAUCACAUUGCGAUGCUUGAUGACGAGCCAAAACUUGUUUUUCGUUCUAUGUUGAUAAAAUUUUCAUUUUUGUUUUCUCUUUAAGGCGUUGAAGAGUACCACUGUAAUUACUGCCAAGCGGACUGCACGUCACUCCGAGUGAAAUGUGCAGAAUGCACUGAUUUUGAUUUGUGUCUUCAAGUAAGAUCAGAUUAUUUUUAUUAAGUACUUUUUGCUUAUUUUGUAUUGAUUUUAAGCCUAUUGUAACUGGUUGUGCUGGGAUCUUGUUUUAGUGUUUCGCUUGUGGUGCAGAAAUGGGUAAACACAAAAGAGGCCAUGAUUAUCAAUUGAUGGUAGGUCACGUGAUCGUAGAUAUCAUGUCGUUUUCCCAUCCAGGUUAGUUUGAUGAUUAAGACGGGAAAAGGAUUAGCAUCUUAUGAAAAAUGCCAUUUUAUUAAGUAACCUUUUUUUUUGAAGAGAUGUUUUUCCUUUAAACAUGGAUCACUGGGCAAUAACCCUCCUCGUCUAGUUCAAAUAUUGAGAGUUGAUACGUAAGGGAUGAUAGAUAAUGUCAUCGCGCGGCACAUGACGUCAUUUGUGUACAGAAAUACUUGUUGACUCCGAUUGAUGUAUAUACCCCAUAAAACAGUUCAUAUCAAGCCAUAUUGUUUGAAUUCAAUGACAUUCCGGAGUUUAUGAGAAAACAUUCCAUUUCCAUAGCUCAAACUCUAAACCCCUCCUCUAAAGCCAACAUUAACACUUACUUCUCACUUAGGGUAAAAUGUUGGCUUAGGGGAGGGGUAGAUGGGCAGUUUCCCAGUAAUAGCGUAUAAUGAUCUGAAAAGGCAAUGACAGAAAAUGGAAGAAAAUAGAUCCACUGUGUCUUGAUAUCAAAGAUAUCGAUUGAGUUCCAUAAUAAACAAAAUAAGUGUGAUAAAACUCUAAUGCUGGGUCACAAGAUGUCCACAAGGGGAGAGUUGACUGUCUUAAUAGGCUAUGUACAGUGUAUUUCUGAGUUGCCACAGCCUUUGUUUCAAAGCGAGGCUAAAUGUGAAGCCAUUGAUAUAAAAGAGUUUUUAUUUAAGGUCAUACAAGUGAAACUCAUUAUCACAAGACAGGUUUAAUUUUGCACUAAGCCUCAUUUUGACGAGGAGGGUUUUUGGAACUCAGAAGUUAAUGUCAAGUUUCAAAACUGAGAAUUUUAUACAUGUUCUUUGUUUUUUGCUCUCAAGGAUGGAGGUACAUUUCCUCUGUUCCAUGAAGAAUGGUCGGCUGAAGAAGAGGUUUUACUUUUAGAUGCUAUAGAGCAACAUGGGUUUGGAAACUGGUUUGUUGAACCUUUGUUUUAAACCCUCAGAGUGAUUAACCAUCAUCUAAUUUCUCCCUAAAAUAUAACUGUUUGAUCAAAAAUAUUGUUUUGAGAAUAAACAAGGCUGUCACUGAGGGUUGGGGUCCAGGGAUUUUCCCUGGCUACUAUUAGCGUAAUCUUUGGCUAUUUUGAUUAUUUAUGAUUUAGGGCUACGAGACAAAGGAAAUUUAUAAUUAUUUAAAAAAAUUUAACCUGUAACAUAUGUGUGGUUCUGGCCGUUGAAAAGUUGAAAAUUUUUCUCAUUGUUAAAUGUUAUAUAUGUAUAUGAAGAGCUUUAAUAAAAUGUGUAGUUUGUGCAUCUGAAGAAUAGACCUUUUGCAUUAGUUGAUCACAUAAUCAAUUUUUGGUAAACAUGAAAACAGUUCUCUUUUGCAAUUGCUACUUUUGAGAUAUACAGCUGAAAAUUUACAGGUUACCUAAUUUUAAUAUGCUCUUUCAGCUCAUGCAGCCCUAACAACAUGUUUCAAAAGUGAACUGUUUUAGUGUUUACCUCAAGUUGAUCAUGUGAUCAACUGAUGCAAAAGGCCUAUUCAAGCUUGAAUAGUAAGUGGACGCGAGAGAUUUUUGUGCUUUCAUCAGUUUUUAUGGCCUGCUAAUAAAAUUAGGUUGUGCAAUUCCUGUAUUAAGGGGAUGAAAAUCUCUUACUCUACAUUUUAUACUUUUAUUACAAGUAGAACAUAAUUUGUCUGUCAUUUCAGGGAUGAUGUUGCCGAUCAUAUUGGAACCAAAACAGGAAAAGGUAAAAAGAUUCUUGAAUCCUGUCUGAAUUCUCAUGAUUUUGGUUGAAAAUCCUGAAUCUUGACUAAUAUGUGAUUGGGAUUGGAAACAUCCUGAUUUUGACAUCUGUUCUGAUAUUUUCAAUUGAAUCCAUAUGAUACUUAUAUUAUACAAGGACAUUGAACAGAGUAUUUAUUUAACUGAAACAGAUAUCCAGAAAACUUUAAAAAUCAGCGCAAAAUAUUCAAUAAAAUCAAGUACUUGUAUGCAAAGCCAUGCAAAGAGAAGCAAAGAGAAUGUAGCUGUCUGCCAGGUUAUUAAAUACUGUAAACUGAAGGUGCACGGAUGUGGUGAUAAUUCAAUUAAAUAAACCAUUACCUGUCCUGAGCACCUUUUGUCUUGUAAAAUAUUUUGAAUUUAUUCAGGUUUACUUUGUUCAAGUAAAACAGUCCUGUGUCUUAUAAAAACAUACAUUGGUGCACUGACAUUGCUCAUGAGGACACUGAAUUUCUCUAACAGCAUUCUCAUUUUUUUAAAAUACAUUUAAGCAUCAACUAAAGAAAUUUGUGUUUGUCUUUCAACAGAAACAAGUGAACAUUACAAUGAUAACUUCAUCUCAGGAGUUGUAGGUCAAGGUAAGUGUUAUUUCAUAAAGACAGGAAAAGACAACACUGCAAAAAAAAAAAAAGAACUUUUCUUGUUUAUGCAAGCAUCUUGAUCCACGGCUUACUCUUUUAAGUUGGCAAAUAUGGGAUAUGACAUAUGACUUGAUCUGGCACAAACCAUAAUAAAUGAAAAAUUAUUGUUGUUAUUUAAUUCUUUUGCCGCACUGAAAGAGUUAAUUUCUUUUGUGAAGCCUAAUUUUAAGCUAGUCUGUAUAACAACAUAAAGUUUAGAAAAAAUCGUGAAUGUCAAGUGUUCUGUUUUUUGCCUAAUCUUGACCUCAUUAAUUUGUUGUUUGUCUUACCGUUUAGCAACUGUUGAACCAUUUAAGAACAAGAUAGUGGAUCAUACCUCUGCUGACCAAGGUAAGAUCCACAUCUCCUGGGGCUGUUGUUACUAUUUCUGUGAAUUUUAUAUUUUUAUUUUUUGUACUAUCAUGAUAAGCUAGUUCAGGUCCUUUGUUACAAAUUCACAGACCAUUUCUCUGAAAAUUUGUCACCAAAUCUAGAAUUUAUCAGAAACCUAUCUGUGGUUGCAAUGAACAUCCAAUUCCAUCUUUUUGUUUAAAAUUGGCACAUUUUCCCAGAAGUUGAUAACCUUCACCUAGGAAAAUUAUCUGUUAUUGAAUGCCAUCUUAGAUUACUGUCUAGAUUAUCUAAGGGACCAUAUUAUGGUUGCCUAGAGGGUCCUGUUACAGUUUCACUAGGUCUAGCGUUCCCCCCAAGAUUACACACCAUUGGUCGUUGCUGCAGCUGCAUUUCUGCUUAUACAAUAAGCAGUGAAUUUUUUACGAUAACUUCUCUUAUGCGGUCAGAUUUUUAUUGAAAAAAUCAUUAAAAGGACAAAAUUGCUUUGAAGACAUUUACCGGUACAUCAAAUUCAAGAAAACUGAGCUGGUAGGAAUUUCAAUACUAACUUCCACGUGAAUUCACUGCUCAUUACAUAGGUACCUGCCGGAAUGCAGAGAUGAAUCUGAAAUGUAAAAUUACCAGUGGAUUUAUUGAUGGAAUUCAUUUAUGGAAUCUUGUAGGGUAUGCUCGACCUGGCUUGACUGUAAAGUUUGUUUUGGGAAAUUGGUGUGCGACUGGCUAGGAUUAUUGCAAUGAAAUUUAAAAACUUAAAAUUCUGGAGGGUUCAGCUCGUAAAAAAAAAAUUAAUGAGUGAUAAACAUUUUCUAUUUAUUAUAAAUGUACAACAACUGGGUAUUCAACUUUUUGGAAUUGGUCAGCUGUUUGAAAUAAUUACCGAUAAGCAGCAUACGGCUCUGGUAAAUAAAGGUUCCCUGAAAAGGUAAAUAAAGUUAAGUCAUGAUUGUGUUCUGUAGAAGUACUAUCACCAACGUUGUUGCACCCUCCUGAACCUGUUGAGAUGAGUGUUACAGAGCAGCAAGAGCUAGGAUAUAUGCCAUUAAGGGAUGACUUUGAAAAGGUAAUCAAAUACAAAUCAACUUAAUUACAUAUGGUGACUUAGUCAUUACUCACUGACCUUAACAUAAAUAGCGAAAUAUUAAAUUUUAGUAAUUAUUUAGUUCCAAUGAAUUAACUUUAACCUCCUGUGACCAACUAAGUUCCCAAAAUUUAGCAAUUACUUAGUAAGUGGUCUCUUAUGAGAGGUUCUUUGACUAUUAAAUCUGGUCACUUAUGGGACUAGAAAGCUAUGAAUUGGGUUUAUGUUUCUAAAGAAACUGUGUGAGUUGCAUUGGUGAGGAAGUGAAAUAUAAAGAUUUGGUUAAAUUAUCAUAAAACUUACUAUGACUCUGAAGAUAAAUACUGCACAGGUUUGUUUUCAAAAUGGAAGUCACCGUCAACAAAAGUCCUAUUCAGGAUUACACCCACCCAGAAAUCAUGCUCCACCUACAUAUGAAAUAACUUGAAGAAAAAGUUGACAUGAUGAGGGGCUAGUGCUUGGAAUGUUAGCUUCUCUAUUCACUUAUGAGUGACGGUCGCACAUAAAUGUUGCACUGUACUGUACUACUGCUACUUUGCCUUGUUGAUGUGGACAUUUGGGGCUGACCCAUAUGUCUACAUUUCUAAAGUAAAAAAAAUAGAUGUGUUAUUUUUAAUAUUGUUAAUUUAUUUAUGUAUUUCGAAAGGUGGUAGAUAUCCUAAUCGUGAAAUAAUCCAGGAUGUGUUUUUUGUAGGAAUACGACAAUGAUGCUGAAACUCUUGUCAGUGGGUUGCAGUUUAGUUAUGAUGAUGAGGAUGUGGAAACAGGUUAGGAGUUAUAGAUUUUGUUCUCAUAUUAAUGAAGUUUCAGGAUUUAUCUUUUUAACUAAGCUUACAUUUACUGUACUUAACAUCCCAUCACUAUUUUGUUUUAUAGACUUGAAACUAGGAAUUAUAGACAUGUACUUGCGAAGACUUAAAGAAAGACAGCAUAGGAAAAAGUAAGUUUCUAUGUGAUGGAAUUUUUAGCAUUUUACUCAAUUUCAUGCUUGGAAUGCUUAGCCUAACAAGACAGCCAACAUUUUGUGAUGCCGGCGCUGGUUUCCUGGCCAAAUGACGUCUGAGAAACGGGCGCAGAAAUUCAAUACUGAUGAUGUAUCAUUACCCAGAUCUGGCUGGUGCCUCUGAUUGGUUGUGCCGUUAGGGAAAUUUGCUUAAGCCAAUCGGAAGCACUACCCAGAUCUUGGUAGUGGCGAGUCAUCGGUGUGGAAUUUCUGCACUCAUUUCUCAGAUGUCAUUUCGCGGGGAAACCAGUGGUGGCAUCUUGAAAUGUUGGCUGUUUUCUUAGGCUAGGAAUAACGAGGAUUGCAUUUUUUGAACCUCUUGAUUUAACUGUCUUCUGGGUGGGAGGGGCAGGGUGGGGGUGGUUUUACACCCCAAGACCGCCUUAAAGGAGUACAGCCCCAAUUUGAAGAUCACAGUCACCUUUUAUACCUUACACAGCCGCCUACUGCAAUCUCAUUGAAUCUCCAGAAGUUGCUGAACAAUCGGUACUCUCUAUUUCGGUAACUACAAAGAAUAUUGUGGGAUAACUGAGGUAUACUUUGUGUUCUUUUUAUAGCAUUGCAAGACAGCAUGGACUUAUUGCCAGUAAACAUCGGAUAAUAGGUCAGUUUCUAUUCUUGUGUCAUUAUUAUUGCUUUUGGAAAUUUAAGAAAUAAAAUAUUUACUGAUUUUUAUUUGUUUCUAAGUAUAAAAUUGUUAUUAACUUGUUCCUAUGCAGCACUUCGCAGAAAAUACAGCAAGGAAGACAGGUUAGUUACUAUUUCACAAGUUAGACUUGAAUUUAGUUUGUACAGCAACUCAUAAGGAGCUGGAACGUGUAACUCGCCCUCAAUGCUCGUUAAUAUUCAUUUUUCUAAGUACCAUAUUUGGAAACCUUCGGUGCAGCCUCAAAAAGCAAUAGGUUUAACAACAACUUUGCAUGUACAUCACACUUUCUUCACACUUCUUUGCCGUCACGACAAGGACUACGACGUCGAAGUGCCCAAUUUCACGUUUUGUGGAGGGCGAAAACACAAGACAACGACUUUCUUUUUCUUUUCCAGGACUUCGAUACACUCCAGAAAAAUUUGCUAACGUUUGACGAACUGAACGACAUGGAAUAAGCGCGAUAAAGUUUGAAGCAGCGCGACUUCACUUUUUAAGUGACGUUUUCAUAGCCGUUGCCGUCGGUGUUGCUAACUUGUUUUAGAAAAUCAGAAAAAGGAGUGUGAAUCAAUUUCAGUUUCCUAAGCAUUUGCAUGAACGGCAAAAUCAGUAUAGUGUCCCUCGAGACCCUCAUGUCACAAUAUCCAACACCAUCCUUUUUUUUUUAGAGGCUAACCGUGUUAUGUUGUUUACAGAGAGUUUCGGGAUGCUGCUAGAGUGUUUGCAAGAUUGAAAAGUCAUGGCGAUUGGGAGGAAUUCUUAAAUGGCCAUUUAAGUAAGUUACCGAAAAAUUCCGAAAAUAAGCCCCUCCCUGUAUAAGCCCCUCCAAAUAUAAGCUCCCCAAACCGGUAAUGCAAAAAACCCUCCGUUGAAUCGCCCCUCCAAAUAUAAGCCCCCGGGGGCUUGUACUUGGAAAAUUGGCCUCAAAUACAAAGUACAACAAAGCAAAAACGGUAAAUUUACUUCCAACUAUAAGGCUAGCCGAAUCGAUUUUGAAACGUAAAUUUCCCUCCGUAGAUAAGCCCCUCCGAAUAUAAGCCCCUCCAAAAAUAAGCCCCUCAAAAAGGGCCUUGGAAAAAUAUAAGCCCCGGAGCCUGUUUUCGGAAUAUUACGGUAUCUGGUUUAUUGAGACAUUUGAGACAUUUUCAUUGAGAGAAUUUUUAUGUCACGGGAGAAAUGACUGGCAAAUGUUAAGAAACAAAUUAAGGUAUUCCGUAAAUUUUACACACCUUUAUUAAAGGACAAGGGCGACUAUACGAGGACGAGAUUAGGGUUUAAAAGUUGUUUUCGCAUAUUCGCAGAAAAUACUGAGACACCCCAGAAACCUUCACUUUAUCUUUUCUUCACUAGAAAAGUUUGCACGGUUUUUUUUAAUUGAAGGUGGUUGAGCCCUCUACUAAUCGCAAAAUGAUAAAACUUCUAAACAUUAGGUAACUUGUUUCCGCCUCUACGACAUUCUCGUUAAAGCCCGUAGUAGAAUGACUACGGCCUUCGCGUUUUCCCUCCAAAAUGACGCUGGCUCACGCCGCGCACUACUUCGUAUUAAAACUGAUCUCUUCCGAGUAGUCGUCCUCGUCUUGGAACCUAAAAGACUCCACUGUUGAAGAAAGAAAAGAUUCCAGCCUAAAAUACCGUUCUGUCGGACCGUAAGAGGGUUCUCGCAGUUCUGAGUAUUGGUCUGCAGAGGAAGGGAUCGCGGGUUCCGUUCUCUUGGCGAGACCAACACUCCAGGCCAAGUUGCUCGAAGCGUAGGUAAGCGGUAAUCCUGGGUUAAGUAUAAGUUGCCAUGGUAACUAACCCUAGAUUUGCACUAUUUGUCUUUUGAAAAACUUGGUCCAGGGUCUUAAAAUAGUUGCGCUGGGAAGAAGUUACUGCCUUUGCCCUGCAAAUGGCUAAACCUUUGUGAGCGUUAGAGGGCCACGAGUUUAUCAGUUUUUUCAUAACUGUGACGUGUUUACCCUCUUUAAAUAAAGGCGUUGGUGGUCCCCUCUCCAGCAGGGAGCACAAAAAGUAUUUUUCGUCAGUUGUUGUACCUUGUGCGAGAUGCAUUGAAAAUGUCGUUCAUUUAUUCGCAGGAGAAAAAGAGCUGAGAACAAGAAUAAAGGACCUGAUUAGAUACAGAAAAAAUGGGAUUACAAAACUUUCAGGUAUUUAUAGACUACUACAACGCAUCUUAGCGAAUUUGAAAGUGGUAUCAUAUUUUUUCAAUACUAAGCUGUGGCAUUGAGCAAAGUAUUCGACUUUAUACACUGGUCGCUGUGUUUUAUGCAAUAUUUGCUGCGACGUGGGCGCUGUAAAUUCUACUCAGCUGUGGUCUGUAUACUUAAAAAUUAUUUCUCGAGCCUGAAUAGGCUCUGAGUCAAUGGGCUAUUGACUCAGAGGCCAUGAGGGCGAGAGGAAUAAUGGUUUUAGUAAAAUCCAACUAGUUGGUCAAAAAAUUAAUAUCGAGAAUAAAAAAACUUUUAGCUAGUUAAAGCUAGACUUUAAUCCUUUUUUGCCGCCAAAAAGCCCGCGCUUUUCGCUACUAGUGGGCUGUAACAUAUAGCCUGGUAGUAGCUCAACCAAUGAGAACGUAGCAUUGAUAAUAGACCACUGGUUGGAUUUUACUAAAUCCCGUUAGCCUGUUGAAAGCGAACCAGAAUUAGGCUAGCAUAGCGUCUUACUUAUAAUUGUGGAUCACCGUUAACGAAGGGAGACAAGUUGCGGCCAUGAGACAGGAAGCUGUGAAGUUAUCCAGGCGGAAUGAACGCUGAGCUGUCUUGCAGUACAGUUGACAAACUUGCUAAACGUGCUUUUUUUUGCGUUUUAGAGUGUCAAGAAUAUGAUGAACAGAGGCUACGACGAGAAAGACGGAAGGAAAAUAAAAGAAAAAUGGUGGUAGGUAUUUUAACUCUCUCAUAGUCGCUACUGAUCAUUUUUCAGAGAUGACUAUUUACUGUGUAACCGGGCUUUGUUUGUUUCCAUUUUUCAGGGUGGUACACAGCCAAGGAGAACAAAUGUUUCAAUGGGAAAGAAGAACGAGUGAGUAUCUUUUGCUUAAUUUUUUGACAAAGCCGUUUAGUUUCAGUUACAUAAAUGAUCGCCAGGAAAAGGGCCGAUUUUUGAUACGAGUUGACGAGGCGUCUAUACUAAAGAUUGGUUUGAUUUGUAACGCACUAUAACCCUUGGGUUGGCUCCGAGCGGGGUAUAAGACACCCAUUUUAACGUUGUGCGUGAGUCUGUAAGACUGUCUCUAAUUACACUAUGCUAUCGUUUUCAAGGACGCUAUCACUCCGUCUACCGGCCAUAACAAGGUUACGCGGGAAAACUGGGAAAAGUUGCUGCCCCAGUCUCACAGCGUAACUCUACACAACAGUGAACACCGACCGGGCCUCACACGCAGUCGCACAAUGAACGGUUAAUAGGGCGAGGAGGAAAAUAAUCAGGGACCAAAUGUCGUUGAUUUUUUUGCACUCUCUUUUCAAGCAAAAAAGUAUGCAAGUAGCGUAAAACACAACCUUAAACUAUGCCAUAGACACUGAUACAUCUUAGUUCGAUGUUUUCUCAUUGUAACUUUUAUCUAAUCAUCGUAUAUUAAUUUUUAUGCAUUAGUCUAGAUAUUACAUUUUAAAGUUUAGAAAAGAUCGGAUUUAGUAUUGAUUUUGUAUCCGAUGAUGCACUUUGUUUUCUUUUUUAAGUUUUCAACGUGAAAGCCAUUUUUCAUUAACGCUUAACUUUCAUUUUUCUGCAGACCUGUUUCAGAGGAUAAAGAAGAAAAAGGUAUGGCGCACGUCUUAAAGCCCGCACCGAGUUUUACUUCAUUCUAGUAGUUUCGCUUCGCCAGACUUAGCAGUAACAUGGCAUUAACUUGCGCCCGUAAUCACUGUGGGCCGUUAGCAGCCGCUUCCCCGCACAACCUCAGUAAAGUCAGUUGCCAAAUGACCGUAGUGUACUUCCCCUACUUAAGUAAGGAUAAUGUGAGUUAUUUUACUUCGCCCAUGGACUCGAAAGGAAGGGCAGAGCCUCGUUCCCAAGGUGAGGACUGGAAGAAGAGAGAUCCUGGGAACGAGGUUGGCCAACUGCGUAAACGUCACUACCUCAUAACGCGAUUAUUGCAACUGACACUAGGUGUUUAUUACAGACAGCAUGAUCCAAACCAGUUUAUUCAAGAACCUGGUUUUCCGGUCCAUACUGGUCGGGAAACGGAAGCUCCUCUAAUUGGGUUAACCAGGCGGCAGUUUGUUUUGGCAAUUUUUGAGUUUUGCACUUUAGGUUUUAUCCUUUGUUAAGGUAAAACGGCAAAAACACCACCCCUUUUCGUAGUACGUGGGCACUUCUAUACCCAUGCGUUUUAACCAAACAGGCACACACUGAGCUACUUUGGUCGCGCAUACACUAUAUUAGUGACCUUUUGAUUCGGGGACGAGAACGACUACGAGUAUGAGAUUUGAUUGAACAGUUUUUGGCAUAUUCUCAAAAAAUAGACACUUCGGAAAGCUUCAUUGUGCUUUUGAUUCACCAGAAACGUUAGCACUGUUAUCGCUAAAACUCGUGGUGGAAUGACGACGGCUAUCACGUUUUCCCGCCAAAAUGACGUUGGUACACGCACGAGCACUACUUAACAUUGAGAACUAGUAGUAUUUCUCCUCUUAGCAUCUACAGGUGUCUAUUACUGUAAUAAAAGCUACUGAUGCUAUUAAUCCCACCCUACCGGCUCUGUUUAUGCCUCUUGUGCUUCGUAAAAUACCGACUAACUAAGCAGGCACUAUAACAUCUUUGCAGACUGUUCGCUGUCCUCACCGACGUUUGCAGACCAAAUAAAAAAUUGUGCCACCUACAAGCUACUAUCACCGGUCGAGAGACAGGUCAGUUUACUCUAAAAACUUUAAACAGCCGUUAGACCAUUCUGUUGUUGUUGUUGUUGUUUUUGUCAAACGCGAUGUUUUCCGACUAUCUACUUUCAUUUGCUCAAACGACGGGAGUUGUAAACGGUUGCAGUAGAUAUUACUCUCAUUACUUCACCAGUACUUUACGUUAAGUUGUAACCAGCGUGUAGGCGUCUCCUAAUUACCUUGUUACAUGCGGAAGUGGUUAUUGUUUCAUAAUUUUGAAUACCCCGGAAACGAGGCCGGAACACGAUUAGCCAAUGCGUUACGCAAACGUCCCUUUUCCGCGUGCAAAAAAGGAAAUAGGAGACGUCUGCUCGCAGGCUAGUUGAGUUCAGAAGAUGAAAUGUGCGUCGAUUAUCAUUAGAUUUUCAUUGCUUUUGCUGUAAUUCAGAGUUUCGACCUAAAUCUACGCAAACCUUUCCCUUGUGCACAGGACGAAAAAAUCUUUUUCAGGGCUGGAAACGUUUGGUCUACUUCCAUUGAUGAUUUCGAAUGGGUCAAGUUUGAACUUUUCUUUGUUUGCUCAACAGCUGUGCUCGUCACUGCAGAUGAAGCCCGGAUUUUACCUCACAAUAAAAACCAUCAUACUUAAGGUAGGUUAAAAAUUGUUAUGUUAGGAAUUUCUCGCUGUAUGCAUUUAUUGUCCUGCCUUGUUUACACACAUGAUUCAAUAGCGGAACAACCUCCUUCCAGUUAUUAAAGGGGGCGCGGUGUAACAACUGGACGUGAUUGCCAAGUGUUUGAACCGUUUUAAAAAAUUUCAGUGUCGAAAGAGCUUCUUUCUCGUAUUAUCUAUAAGUUUGUCUUUGCAAAAAGUAUAGCUCUCACGGUAGCGAGAAUAAAUUGCGUUUUCAUUCCGCAAUACACUGUUUGUGCCCCCCCUCCCCCCAAAGUUGCUUAUGAUAGUUAUUGUUUAAAUUGCUCUUUAGAAUAUGUUCUCCUCCCAGGAGCAAUUGAAAACCAUAGCGGCGGAGCAGGGAGGGGUCGGAGGGGGAACGAACAGAUUGUAUUAUAGGGUAUUCAGGGUUAGAGGACGCGCGUCUAGUUUCCGAUAAGAGUCUGUGAGUUUUGAACUAUUUAGAGCAUUGUCUUUUACUCUUUUAAGAUUGAUGCCUUUUACCGACAGUGAUCCUCCAAUUGUAUUGCAAAGUACUUCACUGCAACUUGUGGCCACAUUUGAGCGGCACAAUGCUUUUACUUUCUUGCAGGACAAUCUGUUACGACGGCAAGGCGUACAGGUUAAAACUCGAUACCCACCAAAUCUCGACAAGACACACAGAAAGCACAUUAUGAACUUCCUCAAAGAGAGCGGUUGGAUGGCCACGUGAUGACGCUUUUUUUUUCUUUCGGUUGUGUCGCGGUUGCGUACUCCAUGUUAGGUGAACUGAUGUGUAAAGUGUAAUAUAGAAAAAGGAGGAACGACCUCUUCGGUAAAUAACUAUAGACUAUUUAUAAAGAAAGCAAAAAUAACUUUCAAUGACAUCUUUUUAGGUAUCUAGUUGUAAAUAAUUCCAAGAGCUGUUCAUUUACCAUACAUUUUAUUUUAAAGGUGGCUACAAAAUCAAAUUAAUUAUAUCUAUAUGUAAUCAAAUCGUAAUGAGUGAAAUUAGGGAGUAAUUUCGCGCGCGUUUUGUCCAAAUCAGGCGAAGGAAAUUAUUAGGAUUUGGACAAAACGCAAGUGAGAUUAUUUCCUAACUUUACGAGUAUAACAUUUGAUUACGUAUUUAAAAUAUCAUGGGUGACAAAUUAAGUUUGCAAUUGUGGAUUUCUGAGAUGUUUAUCCUGGAUCGUAUCGAUCGAGAACUCCACUCUCUCAAAAGUUUAGAACUGACUUGGCUUAGGUUCAGAAUUUUUCGACAAAAUACCCGUUAGAAUCCUUCUUGAUGUGCUUUUUCGUGUGUUUAGGUUUUCUAAAGCGUCUUUUAAUGCCCUAACAUCUUCUUUCAUAACAUUUUAAAUUUUCGUCGCCAUCUUGACACUGAGACGUACGAAAGUUUGCCACAGCAAUUUUAUAAUUUCAAAUUAGUAUAGGUAAUACUAUGAUUUGUAGUGAUAUUUGGCAUAAAUACCAUGAGUGAUAUUUCAAAAUUGUUAUACGUAAUUUUCCAAGCCGUUAGGCGAGUGAAAUUUGCGACAAUUUUGAAAUAUCACGAGUGGUAUUUAUGCCCAAUAUUACGUACAAAUCAUGCUAUUAUUUGUUUAUACUACUACCCACAAAAGGUUUGAAAUUUUCACAUGUAGGUAUUUCAAAUUAAGCUGAAAUACCACUGCUCUAAGCCAAUCAAAUUUCAGAAAUUUUUCAUGUAGUAGUACGCUGAAAUUUCGCGCCAAAAUUAAGGAGUAAUUCGUCACCUAUGAUAUUACUUCAAUUAUUUCAUCACGUGUUUGAUGCUGUAUAGCAGGUAAAUUUUAAAUUAUGAAGUAAGUCCCCUUUUUUAACUCUGACGCUUUGCUGCCCUGUUUGUACCAUGUGGGUACGAUGGACAUAGGAAACUAAUAGAAAUAAUAAACUCGUGGAAAGAAAUGAACACCUCCUUUGACUGGUGUUUUGUUUUGCCUUUUUCUCCUUUUAAAUGGGC